This is a messenger RNA of Prinia subflava (tawny-flanked prinia), 1925 nucleotides long. It is a transcript of the gene ASCL4, whose product is annotated as achaete-scute family bHLH transcription factor 4. Lineage: Eukaryota; Metazoa; Chordata; Aves; Passeriformes; Cisticolidae. The record is from RefSeq and is a predicted model, not a curated record. The transcript has 3 exons. Gene Ontology annotation, biological process: regulation of transcription by RNA polymerase II; developmental process. Bases 576 to 1142 code for a protein of 188 amino acids. Gene Ontology annotation, molecular function: DNA-binding transcription factor activity, RNA polymerase II-specific; RNA polymerase II transcription regulatory region sequence-specific DNA binding; protein dimerization activity.
ACAACAAAGCUUGAAGUUGUCUUUUGGAUUUCAUUGUGAAAAGCCUUUGGGUAGUUUUUAGAUGACAGAAGAUCCUUCUCUGGAAGUGAGGAGUUCUGCCAAAACUUUGAAGAUCCCUGUAAACUUUGCAAAUUACCCAUCUUUUGGAGACAAUUAUAUCAAAUGAUAUCAUGGAUUACAAUACAUGAGAAGUGUUUAGAGCCUGGAAGAUUAUUUAUGUUUGGCAUUAACUCUUAUGGUCAUAAUUUCAAGUGGAGAGGAAAGGAAUACACAGGAACCCUCUUAUUCUCUUUUGAAAUAUGAAGAUCACAGGAAAAGAAGGGCUUAAAUUGUGGAGUGAUGGUCCUCAAAACCUGUCUGUGCAUUAACUGGCAUCCUACACUAUGAAAACAACAAGGCUUUCCAGGCACGGUGUGGACCUCAUGAAUUGUUAGCCUUGCUUUGAGAUCUGAGUUUUUAUACACCACAGGAGGAAACUGCAGACUGUGGGGCAGGGUACCUAUACAAAUGUUGGAUUAAUACAUUGGAAGCCAAAUUCAGGAACUAACACUCCACUGGUGAAGAAAAAGAGAAGCAUGGACAGCACUAAAGAUGAUGAUAGACUGUUGAAGAGGAUUGCAUUUCCAGGAGCUGUGUCCCUGGCUAACAGCCACAUGCACCCCCAUGGGGUACCCCUGAGAGAGCCCUUUGGGGUUCCCUUCCACCUGAACCCAUCUUACUGGGAGCAAGCCUAUAGUGGGCACACAGGUCGCAUCUCCUACAUCCCAUUUCCUGGCUACAUGGGCAUCUAUGACUAUUCCUUCGAGCCUGCCUUCGUUCGGAAGAGGAACGAGCGGGAGAGGCAGCGGGUGCGCUGCGUGAACGAGGGCUACACGCGCCUGCGGGAGCACCUGCCCAAAGAAUUCGCUGACAAGCGCCUCAGCAAAGUGGAGACCCUGAGAGCUGCAAUAAGCUACAUCAAAUACCUGCAGAGCUUGCUGGACUGCCAUCCCUUGGGCUCUACCAGCAAGGAAACGCUCUCUGCCAAGGAGUGCCCAGGAACUCCCAGUCCGGCUUCCCUGCGGGAGUGCAACAGCGAUGGAGAGUCCAAAACGUCUUCAGCAUCAUCCCCCUACAGUGAAUUUGAGGAGACGGGCAGCUAGGUCUCCUCUCUGGAAACACAAAACUUCGAGUCUGGCUGAAAAACUAUUUCAAACCCUGGGAAAUUUUCUACAGAUGAAAAUUAAUAUUGGGGAAAGGAAAAGCAGAUAGGGAAGGCAAAAAAAAAGGUAUUUUCACUCUUUCAAAGGACUUUAAAUGUUUGCUGUAUAAAACUUAAAUGUGAUUUGUAAACAAACAGAUAUCUUUCAGGCUGCUUCAGCUGUGUGUUACUAAGCUUCCUUUGGACUGCUAAACUGGAGCAACAUUUGCAUUCUACUUUGCAUUCAGCUUUUGUUCUGUUCUAUUUUUUUUGCCUUUCACUGGAGAAAGUAAAACCAGAUAAAUCCAUUUCAGGAAAUUCCCCUCCCCUUUAUCCUGCUUUGUCCAGUGAGUAUUACUGUCUGUUUUUCUCAACUGCUAUCCUGAGAUGCACUGCACUGCAAACACUUGGAGUGGGGAAGGCAAAUGGGGAGCAGCAGAAUGGCAAGACUGCGGCUGCACCCAGAUCUUCCCUGAGGCUGUCCUGAUACACACCUGGAAGCUCUGAAAACUCAAGAGGAACAGCAUUCCCCAUCACCCUGAGGGUGUGCUUUUUGGACUGUGACAGGAAUGAACCCAUCCCUCCAGCAGCACUGAAGCCUCAGGAGAAGAGAGCAUGCACUGAGCAUGGCACAUCUUCAGCCAUGCUCCACAGAGGGGUACCACUACAAUCAGCAGCACUCAGAGGAGCAGAAGGAUCUGGUCCCUGAAUCACAGAUUUGUGCUUAAAUAGGAAAGACCAAUAA